Molecule: messenger RNA, 1744 nt
Organism: Aureococcus anophagefferens
Lineage: Eukaryota; Pelagophyceae; Pelagomonadales; Pelagomonadaceae
Exons: 3
Source: RefSeq, a predicted model, not a curated record
GCGCUUCUGCCCCGAGCUCUGCCCGAAGGAGGACAAGUUCCAGCUCAAGGAGCUCGCGUCGAAGCUCGACGGCCACGGCGACAAGUGGAUCAACGUCGCGACGGUCGACUGCGAGAUCAACGUCGUCCUCUGCGGCGAGCGCUUCAACAUCACGGAGGCGCGGAGCCUCCUCUUCAUCCGCGGGCGCAUGUACGACUUCACGGAGAACGUCACGGAGACGAACUCCGACUUCCUGCGCAACUUCACGAAGCGGCUCAAGAACGUCACGCUCGAGGACGGCGGCCGCGGCGAGGGCCUGCGCAUCCCGCGGGGGCCCAUGUGGUUCACGCCGCUCAUCAAGCCGAUCACGGACAAGCUCGACCUGUUCUUCGAGAUGGUGGACUACCGCAUGCUGAGCACGGGCAUGGGCGCCUUCUCCGUGCUGCUCGUGAACCCCAGGUUGGCGCAGACGGUCCCGCAGUGCUCGCCGACGCCGCCGCCGAACCAGGCGCUGCCGUGCUCGCAGGUGUCGGUCGGCGCGAACGUCGCCGUCGGCGCGGCGGAGACCGUCGGCGCGGCGAUGUUCGACGCUCCCGGCGGCUCGGCGCAGCGCGGCCGCGGCCCCGGCCGCGGGCCUCCGCCCGUCGGGGGCUACGACGACGCCGCCGGCCGGGACAUGCCCUACGGCGGCGGCACGCCCAUCGACGCCGACUCCGUAGGAGGAGCGCCGCGCACGGCCGUGCGCGGGAGCCGCAUCGUCGGCUUUGGCGGCGGCGGCGAGUACGACGACCCGGCGGCCGAUGCUCUCGGCGGAUUGCGCGGCCCCGGACACGGGCCUCCUCCCGUCGGGGGCUACGACGACGCGGCGGGACAGGGCCGGGUCUACGGCGGAGGGACGCGCAUCGAGGACCCCUCGGCGGCGCCCGGCUACGGCGGCGGCACGCCCAUGGACGACUCGGCAGGAGCGCCGCGCACGGCCGUGCGCGGGAGCCGCAUCGUCGGCUUCGGCGGCGGCGGCGAGUACGACGAUCCCGCGGCCGGCGAUCCGAUGGCCGGCGAUCGAGGAGACGCGGGCCCGUCGGUGCGAGGGAGUCGCAUCGUCGGCUACGGCGGCGGCGGCGACUACGACGAUCCCGCCGUCGGCGAUCCGGGCGCCGCGGGGCUCUCCGACGCUCCCGGCGGCUCGGCGCAGCGCGGCCGCGGCCCCGGCCGCGGGCCUCCGCCCGUCGGGGGCUACGACGACGCCGCCGGCCGGGACAUGCCCUACGGCGGCGGCACGCCCAUCGACGCCGACUCCGUAGGAGGAGCGCCGCGCACGGCCGUGCGCGGGAGCCGCAUCGUCGGCUUCGGCGGCGGCGGCGAGUACGACGAUCCCGCGGCCGGCGAUCCGAUGGCCGGCGAUCGAGGAGACGCGGGCCCGUCGGUGCGAGGGAGUCGCAUCGUCGGCUACGGCGGCGGCGGCGACUACGACGAUCCCGCCGUCGGCGAUCCGGGCGCCGCGGGGCUCUCCGACGCUCCCGGCGGCUCGGCGCAGCGCGGCCGCGGCCCCGGCCGCGGGCCUCCGCCCGUCGGGGGCUACGACGACGCCGCCGGCCGGGACAUGCCCUACGGCGGCGGCACGCCCAUCGACGCCGACUCCGUAGGAGGAGCGCCGCGCACGGCCGUGCGCGGGAGCCGCAUCGUCGGCUUCGGCGGCGGCGGCGAGUACGACGAUCCCGCGGCCGGCGAUCCGAUGGCCGGCGAUCGAGGAGACGCGGGCCCGUCG